Molecule: messenger RNA, 716 nt
Organism: Cicer arietinum (chickpea)
Lineage: Eukaryota; Viridiplantae; Streptophyta; Magnoliopsida; Fabales; Fabaceae
Product: cytochrome b5
Cellular component (GO): intracellular membrane-bounded organelle; membrane
Molecular function (GO): heme binding
Source: RefSeq, a predicted model, not a curated record
ACCCAUGAAACUGAAACACCAAGUCCCUAGAAUUCAAAGUUGAACAACACAACAAGAGAGAUUAUCCAUCACCCGAUCAAAAUAUCUUUUUCUUUGUGCACCAUCCUUGGACUCCAAACAUGCCAACCCUCUCCAAUUUCUAUAACAUCCAAGAUGCUUCCAAUCACAAUACCAAAGACGAUUGCUGGAUCAUUGUUGAUGGAAAGGUAUAUGAUGUGACACAAUAUUUGGAUGAUCAUCCUGGUGGAGAUGAUGUAAUCCUAGCCGCAACCGGGAGAGAUGCAACAGAAGAUUUUGAAGAUGCAGGCCACAGCAAAAGUGCAAGAGAACUUAUGGAGCAGUAUUAUAUCGGCGAGUUUGACACGUCAGUUCCGAUUUCCACCAAGAAAGGUUUUUCUGAAAAGUUCAAGCAUCUGAAGAAUAAGCAAUAUUUGGGUAUUUCCGUAGCUGUAGUUGGCAUCUCAGUGGUUGUUGGUUUCUUAUACAUACGGAAGAAGUAAUAUGUACACAUGUCUACAAUUCAUUCUUUUAAGUUGUUGCUGAAAAUGAAGCAUUACAACAAAUUUUGCAUUACUUGAAGCAUAGAAAAUAUAUUUUUAAAAACUAGCUUAUUUCAAAACAAUAAUAAGAAUGACAAUUGAUUGAUGCAUAAUGUUACAUCAGAGGAUUGAUUAAAUUAAGAAUGAUUAAACAUCGUUCUUGUAGUUCAGGGAUUA